CAGCGGGGCCUGGGGCGGCCGCAGCGGCGCAGGUGAGCGGCGGCGGCGCAGCUCCUGUUGAAAAUGGAUGACUUAGACUUCAAUCUGAAAAUUGUCCUCGUCAGUUUCAAGCAGUGUCUCAACGAGAAGGAAGAGGUGCUCCUGGACCACUACCUUGCCGGCUGGAGAGGCCUGGUCAGGUUCCUGAAUAGCCUGGGCACCGUGUUCUCCUUCAUCUCCAAGGACGUGGUGGCGAAGCUGCAGAUCAUGGAGAAGCUACGCAGCGGUGCCCAGCGGGAGCACUACAGCAGCCUGCAGUCCAUGGUGGCCUACGAGGUAGGCAACCAGCUGGUGGACCUGGAGCGGCGCUCCCGCCACCCCGACUCAGGCUGCCGGACUGUGCUUCGGCUGCACCGGGCCCUGCACUGGCUGCAGCUCUUCCUGGAAGGCCUCCGCGCCAGCCCCGAGGACGCGCGCACUGCCACACUCUGCACGGACUCCUACAAUGCCUCCCUGGCCGCCUAUCACCCCUGGAUCGUCCGUCGCGCCGUCACCGUGGCCUUCUGCGUGCUGCCCACACGCAAGGCCUUCCUGGAGGCCAUGAACGUGGGGUCCCCUGAGCAGGCCGUGGAGAUGCUGGGUGAGGCCCUGCCCUUCAUCGAGCGUGUGUACAGCAUCUCCCAGAAUCUCUACGCCGAGCACGCCCUGCUGGACCUGCCUUAGGGGCUGGGGGCCCGGCGCCCGGCGGGGUGGGCGUGCCCUAACCCAGAGCUGUGUGGGGGUGGCCAGGACCCAGCAGUCCCGCCAUGGAAAUAUCUGUGUCCUCCUGUGAACUCAAGCUGGUCCGGAGCCCCUCAGACCCUGCCUCCGGCCGAGGUGCUGGCCAUCUGUGCCUCACCCGGCCCCUCCCUGACCGGGCGUCUCAUCUUUACCCUCUGCCAUGGUGCCCGCAUGUCCAGUCAAGUCACUCUUGGUGGGUGAAGUGCAGAAGGCAGGGGAGCGUUCAUGGACAAGCUGCCCCUCCCUGGGGGUCAAGUGUGAGAUGGAGGCGACGUCACCAGGCCCAGGAUACAGAAUCCGUCCAGAGGACAGGCGCCUCCGUACAGCUGGCUGUCCCCUGGACGGAGUACCCCUGGACAGCAGUCAGCACCGCAGGCUUCCCCCUGCCCCGCCUCCUCAGUUAGGGGCCCACGUGCUCUGACCAUGGCACCUGGAGCCCCGAGGGGUGGCCUGCCCUGCCUCCACAGCCCUGUGCACGUCGGCUGCCUCCUGCAGCCUCAAGUCUGCACAGCACCACCCGAGAACCCCCAGGAGCCCAGCGCUCUGCUGGGCCAGGCUUGGCCUCUCCCUCCCCAGUGUCCAGCGAGGUGCUGUGUUCCCUUCGUCCCUGACCCUUGCUGCUCUGUCCCCAUGGAGCUCAGGAGACCCAGAAUGAUUUCUUACAAGGGAGGGGGCCUGGACCGCUUUGCCUCUGUGCCAGGCUGGCAUGUGGCCGCACCUGUCCGCCAUCACUCAGGGCUUAGGCGCCUGUCCUGUCCCGCUGCCUCUUCCAUGUGAGUCCAGGCCCAUGGGUGCCAAGGGGACAGCACCCAGCCUGAGCAGAUGUAUGUAAAUGCGAGCCUUCAGGGCCCUUUAGAAGCUGUAAUACGAGUGAUGGCUUUUUCCAAAAUAAACUCCACUUACAGAA
This is a messenger RNA of Phacochoerus africanus (Common warthog), 1666 nucleotides long. RefSeq names its product ceramide-1-phosphate transfer protein (gene CPTP). NCBI's taxonomy places the organism in Eukaryota, Metazoa, Chordata, Mammalia, Artiodactyla, Suidae. Bases 64 to 702 code for a protein of 212 amino acids. The record is from RefSeq and is a predicted model, not a curated record. Gene Ontology annotation, molecular function: ceramide 1-phosphate transfer activity; ceramide 1-phosphate binding. Gene Ontology annotation, cellular component: cytosol; cytoplasm; membrane. The transcript is spliced from 3 exons. Gene Ontology annotation, biological process: ceramide transport; intermembrane lipid transfer.